Molecule: messenger RNA, 9664 nt
Organism: Parasteatoda tepidariorum (common house spider)
Lineage: Eukaryota; Metazoa; Arthropoda; Arachnida; Araneae; Theridiidae
Biological process (GO): mitotic spindle organization; cerebral cortex development; nuclear migration
Cellular component (GO): cytoplasm
Source: RefSeq, a predicted model, not a curated record
CCCAUUUCGAUCGCCAAAUACGUCGAUUGAAAAAAUUCGAUUCGAUAAAUUUUCUGUGCAAAGCUUGCUAUUGGCCAGCGAUAGCUGUUCCCGCAAGAAGGAAAAUUACUUUGUGGUGGUUGCCAAGGCUUAUUCAUUGGUUUUUCCUCUCCAUAUUUGAACAUUUAUGAAAUGGCAGUGACUUUGACCACAAUACUGUGGUUUGUUUUUUUACCAUUUCUGGGAACAUUUCCAGUCACCCAGGUGUUAUUUCCGAUGCGAAAUAGUUAUGGUAUUUUAGAACACCUGAUACGAUUUUAAAAUUAUUAAAAAAAAUUUAAUUUAAGUUUACACUCCUUUGAGUGUUGUUAUGAAACACUUUGGCUUCUUACAUUGAAAUGCACAUAUGCCAUUGGCCGUUUGGGAAACGUCUGUUCAUUCUUUUUCUAAUCACCAUAAUGUAAAGGAAUAUAAGAAAUCUGAUCUGCUUUGUCAAGUCCAGAUUUGCCUGCUGACUGAAGUAUUUAUUUUUGAAGUAUUAUUAUGUGAGCAUCCUUGAUAAAAGGACAAAAGGCAUUUUGUAAAUUAUUCAUUGCAUGUUGAUCACCAGAAAUGAAAAGUUUUGAUAAAUGAAAAUUUUAGUAAAAGAAAGGUUUGGUAAAUGAUGGCUGAAGAUAAAGUUUCAUCAAAAUUGGGAGUAAUGUUUAGCCUUGAUGAAAACAUAAAUACACUACAUACUUCUAAUUUAAUAUCUUGUUCAUCACAACGAGAAGAUAACCAAAAUAUACUCAUUACUAAUUCCCAUGCAGUGUCGAUCAUAUCAAACUCAAAGUGUUCAGAAUUCAAUGAACUGUCUUCAAACAUUUCAAAUAACGCAUAUAAAACUUUUGAUCAGGUUGAAACUAUUUCUUCGGUUCAAAAAACUGUCUCAUACCAAAAUUCAAAUAGCAUGUCUUCCACCCUAAUGAAUGUUUCCAAAGUUAACAUGGUGGAUAGUUCUGCGAGUCAUAAUGAUUUUAAUGUAAAUUCUACUAAUCCCUUACUAUCUGAUGACUUUCAUCAACCAAAUGAUAUUGGUAAGGAUCAUCAAUCAGCAGAAUUUACCGAAUGCAGUAAAGCAGAACUUCUCCAUGACUCGACGAAAACACACAAUUUUUCAAAAUCUGAAAAGCUAAAGCAAACUGUAAAUUCUAGUGGAUUAUUAGAAAAUCAUAGUGAAGCAGGACCAGAUGUUGCUGAAUUUUCUGAAGAGGAGUUGAGAUCUGUUGCGGAACUUUUCAAGGAGCCAUCAGCAUUUGACUUUUUUCAGAAAGCUUCAAACUCAAAGCUGCUAAGAGAGUCACCUGUUGGUCGCCUAUCACAAUUUAUAAAGCUUGAAUCAACUUACAAAGCUGAAGGUGGUCAAGAUUCAGGAUUGGAUAUAAGUGGUGACAGCAAUUCAUUAAAUGUGGCAUGUGGCAAUGAAAAAGACUAUGAAUUUUGUCAACUGAAUUCAACCAUGACUACUGACUCUACUGCAUUUUUGUCAGAAGGACCAGUUUCAGCUAAUAAAAGUUCAGCAUCUCCGAAAAAGAUGGAUAAAACAAGCUCUAGUCACCAACAGAACUCUCAUUGUGGUCAAGAACAGAAACUUUUCACAGAAGAAGAAUUCACUCAAGCACUAAAAAUGCAAGAGCUUCUGUUUCAUGAAAAACAGCUGAAAAGAGAUAAAGAGAAAAUUGAUCAGAUAAAAGUUCUUGAAAGAGAUAAACAGGUUCUCAAAAACCAAGUAAUAGCACUUAGCAAAGGUUAUAGAGCAUCUAGAAGCAUAUUAGAGGAACUCCUAAAUAUUUUUACACUAUGGCUUACGGCAAAAGAACAAGAGCGUGUUGAAACAACAAGCAAUAAUCAAAAAAUUCUUAAAGAGAGAGAUCAGGCACUAGAAGAUUUACAAAAUGUAGAAUCUGCAUUUGCCGAUUUACAUCGAAGGUAUGAAAACUGUAAAGCAGUUUUGGAAGGAUAUAAACAAAAUGAAGAUAGGAUGAAGCAUCAGGUUGCUGAGGUGCAGUUAAAAUUAAAACAGCAAGAGCAGAUGUAUGAGAUGCUUAGAUCUCGUAUCCAAGACAAACUAGACAGUGCUAAUGCUGAAAUUGAGAAUGCUCGAAAAUCUGGUGAUGCUGAAGUAACCGUUUUGAGAGCACAACUUAAAAAAGCAGAAAUGAAAGUAUCUAGUUUAGAAAGAGACUUGGAACAGAAGAAUAAAGAAAAUAUUGAACUGGGAAGCAUAUGUGAUGAUCUCAUUGCAAAAGUUGGCAAAACAUAGCUAUAACUAAGGAUUGACUGUAACUAAACACCAUUACAGUUUAGGGAUAACUUGGAUAUGAAGCAAAAUGUGUAUCAUACCUUUACUAUUGCUCUUAUAAGCCAGUUUGAGUACUUUGUAUAUUUGUUACUUACUUGUUUUUAAUAAGUUGCAAGAAAAGAGAAUUACAAGCUUAAUUUAAAAAAAUAAUCAACUACCCUUCAUCUAAAAUUUUCUUUAUCAAAGUUUUAAAAGCUGUUUUAAUUACUGCUUUUACUUCAUCUUUCAGAGCUUGUUUUUAUUUCUUCAUUAUAUAAAUUCUAAUUUUUGUAAAUAAAACGUUAUUGUGAUUAAAAGUAUGAAUGUACAUUAAAAAUGUGUAAUUUAUGUAUUCUUAAUGUAAAUUAUUAAAACAGGUAAAUAUUUAUUAAGUUAAUAAAAAGGCUUAUAAUCUUACUUUUCCCUAGAAUCUAUGCAAAUAAUUAGGUCAGCAAAUUUCAGAUUGUAGUACUAAUCCAUGCACAGUAAAUAAUAGGAUGUAUGAUAUCUUUAUAUAUAUAUAUAUAUAUAUUAUUUUUUUGCAUACAUCUAAAUUAAUUUAAUUCCAGAGAAAUAAUUUUGAAAUACUUAACUGUACAACUCAUUUAAUCAUUGCAUUGAGUUAUAUAUAUAUUGCUUUAGAAAAAUAAGUCAAUUUAAUUAUUUUGUUCACCCCUAUUUGAAAGAUGCUAUCUUGGAUGCUAAACACAGAUGCUAAGCAUGACUGUGUUUGAUAAUUCAAGUGCAACUCUUACACCAGUUAAAUUAAAUAUUAAGUAAAUCUCUACAUUUAAAAUGACAUUACCAUGGCCAUUUAUGUUGGGACUUAUUUACUAUAAUAUGUAUUAGAAAUUUUGUGCCUUUGGUAAUAAAUUUUAUAUUUUCAAGAAUUCUGAGUUAUCAAAUAAAAAAUAUUUGUGUGUAAUCAUGGUUAUUUACUGAUAAUUAUAAUUUCACUCAUGCUCUUUGGAAGCUGAAACUUAUAAACCCCUCUCUGAAAUCUUAGUACCAAAAUUUGAUCGCCUUUAUAAAUUUUAGCUUAUUUUUUUUAUGGAUUUAUAUCUAAAUCAAUUACUUUUUUUUAACGUUAAAUAUAAAAGACUAAAAAAUUUUUACUGAGUAACUUUUAUUGAAAAUUACUUUUAGUGCAAUUUGUACAUUCUGAAAUUAUUUAUAGUUGAUUUUCUUUGUAAAGUGAACCUUUUUUAGUUCUUUAUUUUAUACACUGGUUUAGUAUUUUCUUCAUUAUAUAUAUUUUUUUAAUAAGUAUGUAAUUUUAACUAAAAGUAUUGUUUCCUAUAUACUUUACUUCUUUUUGAAUUAAAUUACUAGUUUAUCUGUGAUUUUUCUUACUUAAAAGAUGUUAUAGUGUAUUUGGUUACCUCUUUGAAGCAUGACUGAGUCACAAGGGACUAUAAGUAUAGUAAAUAACAUUUGUCUUCUAUGAAUUGGAUUGAAAGCUAAAAUAAUAUUCCUUAUGUUUUUGUUAAUUGUCAUUUAAAAAUCUUAUUGACAAGGUAUAACUGUAUUUUAGUUACCACUUUAUUUGAAAUAUUUUACUCAAAGUAAUUUAUUAAUAAUACCAGUUAUAAAUAUAACUACCUAUACCAUUUUUAGCUUUAGAACCUCUUUUAAAACUAGAGCAUUGAUUUUUCAAACAGCUUUUUACCUUUCAUUUUUAUAGAAACAUUUCAUGUGCUUUGUAAACCUAUUGUACAUUUUUACUCUGUGUAUUUCCACUCAACAAUUAGAGAGACCAUUUAAAGAAGGUUCCUUUGAUAUGAAGGUUAGAAUCUUCUAUAUUUUCUAUGAAAAAUAUGUUUGUGUAUUAACUACUCAUUUUGUACACUCUUUGAAUUAUUUCUUAACUAUGGAUUUUAUGUUUUUUCUAUAUAUUGAUGUUUAAUGGUAUUUUAUUAUUUAAGUAAUGAUAACACUUUAAUAAUGCAGAAACACUAUUUUUUUUUUAUUCUUGAAAAUGUAAAAAGUGUGAUGCAAAUGGGGACUCAAUAAAAGUAAUAUUAACAAUAAUGUAACAGUAUCCAAAUGAAGACUAAUUAACUUUAUGCUGCAUGAAAGUUGAAACAGCAUGAAAAAUACAAAUAAUGUUGCAUCAACUAUAAAUGAAGCACCUUUGUAAGUAUCAACACAUGGAAUGAACUAGAGAAAGACAGGGAUGCAAUAACACUAGCAUAUUGUAACUUGAUUUUGGUUUUUCUGCAUCUCUGUGUUUUAUUUUUCAUUUUCUGUUUUUACACUAAAAAAAUAUCAAAAUACUGAAGGCUUCAUUUUGGUGCCUAAAGGAUCUUGUGUUUGUUUCAUGUUAUAUUGCUUAUGCUUUUUCAUGUAGUUUUAAUUUUUUUAAUGUAAGAGUAACAUGACUUGUGUACAACUAUUACUGAUUGCUAUAUGCUUAGUGUUUUAAGAAUUUUUCUUCUAUUAUUUUCCCAUUUUGGGUAGAUUCCUGUAAUGUGUAUUUUUAGCAAUAAUCUGGGCAAGAUUGGUUAAUAAAUUAAUUGACGCUCAUUGUUAAAUAAAGCAAUAUUGAUUUUGCUCACUAUCUUGGUAAAACUGUCUUGUUUGCUUUUCAGGUUUUUUCAAAAUACAAAUUUGAAUUUAGUUAUGCUUUUUUUUUUAUUUAGUCGUCAAAUUUUUAUAAUUUCAAAAGAUAAAUAUGAAACCUGUUUAUUAAUCUUGCAGACUUGAUAGUUAUCUCUUUUUGUGUGAAGAAAAGAGUAUAAUGACUUCAAAUAGGCUGUUGUAUUCUUAUGGAUAUUUUUUAGUAGUGUGUCUAAGCUUUGAAAGCAUUUAUAUUUUUAUUUUACCUAGUGUGUGAUAAAUUUAAAAUACUUGCUUAAAAAUCUGCAAAUAUGAAUGUUUUUCAACCUAAUUUAUUAUUGCGACUGCUUCUGUUUCAUAAUUUGGCUAAUGUUAGCCAAGUUUAUUUAUGUAAAGCCUGUUAAUAAAUAAUGUCUAUAAAAGAAAUUUCGAUGCUUCCAAAUAAUAUUGAACAUGUUCUCGUAUUAAGCUAUAAAGAAAAAAUUUGUCUGAUUUUGAUAUCAGUUUAUUAAUGCUAAAUUUUUAGAAGUGUUAAAUCUUGUUGACUGUGUAAUCUUGUUUCAAGUUUCAUCUUUUAAAUGGAUUUUAGUGUGAAGUUUUUAUUUCAAGUUUCAUCUUUUAAAUGGAUUUUUGUAUUGUGAAAUCUCCUUUCGCUUAUGAAAAAGUAAAAUGCUUAAUCAUGUCCUUCCAAUCUAUAGUUUAUUUACCAACUUUAGAACUCCUAUUGGGAGAUAGCCUGUUGAAAUUUAUUCAUUUUAAAGGUAUUGAUAACUGGGGUGCCUUGUUUUUCAACUCUUUUCUGAACUGAAGUGUAAUAAGUGGCAAAAGUGCCCAAUCCAUGGGAACAUUACAGAUAUAAUUUUUUUUUCUCCCCUGAGAAGCAUGGCGUCAAAUUUUCACAAUUUUCUUUGAAAACACUGACAACGGAUUUCAGUUAGAAUAAGCAGUCAUAUAAUUAAGUUAGAAAAAACUUCUAUUAAAAACUUACUUUUAAUCCUUAAAAUUUAAGUUAAAUAGCCUUGAAGGGACAAAGAUGCUGCUUUAAGAAGUUGAACAUUAGUAGUCGUAAACCCAAAAAUGGGUCGGCUGUUCAACGACGGUUAUAAAAUGAUGCUACUGGAAUCUUCAGAGGCAGAUAGAAUUAUGAAAUAAAUGCCACGCUAUAGUCCACUCAAGUAAAUACUUCGUCAACCCAAGCAAUAUUCUUUAUGUAAUUACUUAUGUUCUACUUCCUGUUGGUCAAGAUAUAGGUAAUAAACCUCGGGACAAUAGAUGUUUUAGAAUUUUCAUCAAUCCUUUUAAUGAAAUGCUAUUUCACAGGUAAACUUUGCAACGAAAGAUUAUUCUGAUGUGAUUCAAUGGAAAAUCACUUAAGUUUUUAUUAAUACCACCAAUCUUAAGUAUAAAAUGAAUUGAGAGACUUCAUUUCCUGGCAAUAGUGUGAGAACCAGAAUACUUGUUUACCGCUGUUCACACACAGCCAAAAUAAGGCUUGAAUUUGGUUACAAAAGACUUAAUUAUACUGCUAUGUCAUUAGAGGUGGUAUCAUAAGACAGACUUUACUUUCUUGACUAACUCUAAUGAAGUAUCAAAAUAUCUGAAAAUUUUGCCAAAAAAUUGCUAUUUAGAGGAUCCUUAAUGGCAGCCACCUAUACUUUCAGCCAUCUUGGCCAAUGCUACCCACAAUGGCUUCACUGGCCAAGUGAGCAAAGAGUAACACCAGUACUGAAUUUGCACUCCAUUUAAACUUUUAUAUGAGGCAUCUUUACCCUUUUGAAGAAUAUUUAACUUUAAUUUUAAAGAUUAAAAGUAAGGUUUGAACGCAAAGGACAUUUUCUAACCUUAUUGUAUGGUCAUCUUAAACUAAAUUAGGGAAAAUUUUGGUAUUUUCAGUCAAAAUUUUGAGGCCAUACUUACCACAAAAGAUAUUGUAACUCAACUUAUGAAUUUGAUAUAAGACAAAUAUAUAUAAUAUAAAUUUGAUAAUAAGACAAAUAUUUGAUUUGAAACAAAAAAUUAUCUGUUAUGUCUAAGUAGAUUGGCCAAAUAUUACAUUUUGCACCGAAAAGAAAGUUGAAAAGUGAAGCAACCUAUUCUGCUGUGCAAUUGAAAACCAACGUAAGUGACAAAAAAUUCAGAAUUGGGAUUUUUAUAUACUUGGCAUCUUUGUAUGUAUGGCUACAGAUUGCAAAAAAGAAUUUUUUCUGAACUUUUGUUUCAGCGUAACUCCAACAGAAUCUUUAAUUUCCAGACAAAAAACGUCAUUACACUCAAUUAUCAUUGAAAACAUCGUAACAUAGCUAUCGAUUCCCAGAUUAUUUUUUUGAACAUGCGAAAAAUGGACUUAUGAUAAUUUUUUGUAUUGCAAGUAACUGACGGAUGUGAAAGAAUAACCUGGUAAACCUUGUACUUGUGUUUUUUUUCCCGCUUCAUUUCUUUAGUAUCUUGCGCUAAUUAAACACAUGCUGAUUUGAAAAUUUGAGGUUUUACUCAAGAAUAUAAUCUUCAAAUGUAUCGCAAAUUAAAUUAUUUCAUACUCUGAGAGAAUGUUGCGAAACUUCAUAAAGAUUACAGAGCAUCAUUUUCGAUCUUGUGUUACGAUGUAAAAAGUGUGAAUUUUCAUAUGAAUGUUAUGAAUAUGUUUAUUAAUAAUCAAGUUCUUUGGCAAAUGUAUUUCAAUUAUGCUAAGUGGUUAUUAUUAAUAAUUGCCAAUGAAGUUUGGUAAGUGCUAUUAAUUCGGCAUAAUUUAUUGAAUUUCAAUUAGAAAUGUAAUUUUUAUAGUCUGUGUGCUGUGAUAAUAAAUCUGCUUUGUAGAGCUAAAAAAAAAAAGAUGCUGAUUUUUACCUAUGAUUUAAUUUAAAAUAAUAGCUUUAAUUUUUUUUUAUCUAUCAUUAAAUCUACUGAUGAUGGAUGAAAUUUGAAAUCUUGAGUUAAUGCAUUUUAACAUUGUUACAAAAGAUGAAUGAAUAUAUUAGUUUAUAGAAAACAGCUAUUAUUCAUAAUCGGAUAAGUCAAAGCAGUUAUUGCCUGGUUUACCCUACACAAAUGUUUUGUAAGAGUAAGUGUUACUGCCCAUUAUGUCUCUGCACUAAUGUUUUUUAAGGUAAAGGACGCUACCCGGUAUACACAUAUAUACCGGUAUAUAAUGUGUUUUAAAGAAAAAAAAGAGUGAAAAUAAUGGAAAAGAAUUCUAGUAAGUCUAGCGCAAGUAGUCUUCUUGAUAUGAGCAGCGUACAUAAAUCGCAGACGUCGACAUCUGAAGUAAACUAUCUGGCAUUGUCUAAUUGGUUGAACAGGAAAUUCCCAUUAUACAUGUACAUUAGAAACUGUAGCCAAAUGCGUUGAAAAUUAUUAGACUAACCAAAUUUCAUAGGUAAUUAUUUGUAAUAACCAGUAAAUGUAAUAAAUUCUGUGAGAUUAUUCUCUUUAGCUGCAUUUUAUCAUACUAGAAUAAAAUACUGAAGAUGAUGUUCCAAAGAGGGAUUAAAAUUUUUGAAGAAUUCAAAUUCUUUCAAAGAUGAUUUCUUCAAAUUGUCUGUAACGAAGAGAAAACCUCUUGUAUGAGACACUCCUCCCAAAGAUGGAGAGGGGGGAAUUAGACAUCUUGAAGAAUCUUGAAGUUUGAUUCCUGAACUGAAGUUAUUACAUUUUGGAACAACUUAAAGACAUUUGAAACAUCCAAAGAUUUAAUUGAUGAUUGAUCAAGUAACUUUAAGUAAAUAUAUACAAUACUGUAGGCAUAAUUGAAUGAAAUUUCUUUAAUCAUAAAUAUUAUAAUAUUUAUUUAUUUUUGAUAAUUUGAAGAUAAAACUUUAAAAAUAUAACUAAAAAAUGCAAAGCACAAAUAAUAAAAAUAAUGGAAAUAAAUACAAGAAGUGUUAAAAAUAUCUUGCAAAUAAAUAAAUCAAAAACAAAGAAAAUGAUACAAAGAAGUUAUCACAUUGUUGCAGAUUAUUUUUUCGAACAAGAGAAAAAUGGACUUAUGAUAAUUUUUUGUAUUGCAGAUUAUAACCGGUUAUAGAAAAUCAUUGUAACUCCUAAUUUGUUAAAAACUAUAUAUUGUUAAAACUAUAUAUAAACUAUAACAAAUUUGAAAUAUAUUUAAUCAAUAGCUUUGAAUUGGCAAGAAAAAUAGCUGACAAAUCGUUUUUCUUAAAGCACUUGGGUUGUUUUUUUUCAAUUGCACAUCAGUAUUGUUCACUCAUUUUAAAAAUGUUUUAUUUCAUAUUUUAAUAAUUCUUAAAUAUGAUAUGCUUAUUAAGUGUGCAAUUUGAGCAGGUUAAACAUUACAAAUAUUUAUUUGUUAAUAUUCUGUAUUAACCAUAUUUCUGGUAAUUUUAAACUCAAUUGGUCAAUUUGGUGCUAUACAAAAUCAGAUAGCUUUUUAUUUCUUAUUAUUUAUAGAUAUAUCGAAACAUUUUUUUUUAUGUGUAAUAAAAAAAAACCUAAAAUCAUUAAUAUUUGUUAAAUUAUUUUCUUUGCAAUUUAUGUUCAUACUGUACUUUCUUAUUUAUGUAUAAGACUGUGAUAAAAUUUUGCAGAGUUAGUAUAAAAUUAACUCUUGCAUUAUUUUAAUAGAGGGGCUUUCUUUUGACUGAAUAUGUUUUAAAGAUAAUAUUAUGUCAAGGCUGAAUCAUCUUGUUUGUCCUUUUAAUUUGCAAAACGGGUUGAUAUUUACUAAUUUGUAUUAUUUUAUCUUUGAUUCAUUAUUAUUUACCAAUAGUGUUUUCUGUUAUGUGUUCUAGUUCAUAUUUUCAUAUUACUUUUUCUAUUUAAUAAAAUUAAUAAAGCUAAUUUUAUAAUUAA